Messenger RNA from Caenorhabditis bovis, 3768 nucleotides. The record is from the annotation of a GenBank genome assembly. Lineage: Eukaryota; Metazoa; Nematoda; Chromadorea; Rhabditida; Rhabditidae.
AUGAUUCUUUCGCAAUUAGCUGGCAUUGCGCCAAUGCCGUUUUCUGAUGGCGACAACUUCAAAGGACUUCGUGAUUAUGCGGAGCAAUUAAUUACCGGCGAUGAAGAUUCUAUAAAUCAACUGCGGAUGAUUGCUCGCUGCAUGUUGGCCUUUCCAAAAGAAACUUGUGAACAUCCGGAGACCGUAGAAAUUUUUGUAGACCAAAAAGCGAACGUUCAACUCCAAAAAGAAUUCUUCACAUGCAUUGAAGUGGAAUGCUUCAAAGGAAAAGUGGAAAAGGAGAUUCUCGAAAUCCUUAAAACGAAAUUUAAUAAAUCCGGAAGAACAAUAAACCAUAACACCGCUGUCUACUGGAUCACUAGAUUUCGCGAUCGUCAAGAACGAGCAAUCUUUGAACAAGCUCUCAUCAAAUAUAUCGAAAUCAUCAAAAUAAAAGAAAACGAAGAUCCACAAAGAGAAGUUGCUCUUCCGGACGUUUACCAACUCUACACCUGCGCACUGGAUGCUCAUCUUUUCGGCCGAUAUCGCGAAGCUUUUGCCCUUUUGAAGCCCACAAUGCCAUUUUUGGCAACAAGCCCAAUUUUAUGGAUUCGGAUAACGGAAGCAUGUAUAUGCGAGUUUUACGAGGAAACCUUCAUGUUCACAGACACUUAUGAGCGGUUAUUUUUCAACAAACCUAGAAUAAACGAAUUGAGCAAUCGAAGGAGUUUCAAUGAAAUGAGGCCGCGUCAUCCCGAUAUGACCCCACAUUAUGCCGAAUCUGCCGCAUGUAUGGCUCUGACGAUGGCGAAAUGCUCGAAGAAUCCUGUUAUACAGUACAGCGCCGCACAGAAUUUUGCGUUUAUGAUGCUCAAACUUCGGAAAUACAGAGAUGCUCUUGACAUUAUUCAAUGGAUUGUGGUCACAAUUGGGAAUCGAGCAUUACCAAUGGCACAAAUGUCUAUAUUAUUACUAUAUAAGGCUGAAGCACAUUACUAUCUCGGUGAUUACUCAAAAGCCAUUGAGACAGCGAUUCGAGUAACGAAACACUACGAAUUCCCAACAUUCCGUUCACGAGCGCUUAUGAUCCUUGCCAUGUCUUAUAUAAAACGAAUGAAUUAUAAGAAAGCUUACGAAUAUAUCAUGGAAACCCUCGAUGUUCAAGAUCUAUGUGUUCCAAUGCUCGAAAACGUUGCCUUACUAGGUGUCCAUUUAUCAUAUGUGAUGAACAAUAUUCCGAUGCUUCAAGUAUUCCUUGAAAAUUGCAGUAAAUUUGUGUCGAGUGCCGAUGUCGUCAUAUGCGGUGGCGGAAUAUCGGGGACUUCUCUUGCCUAUCAUCUAGCAAAACGGGGAAAGAAAGUAUGCCUGUUUGAACGAGAUUCUGUUGGUUGCCAAGGUGCAACCGGAUUAUCGGCCGGAUUGGUGUCAGCACCGAUAUUCUGGCAGGAUGCCAACAUCCAGACCGUCGCUCAAGAAUCGCUGAAAUUGUAUUCGAAUUUGGCGCAGACUUGCAAAUUCCGAUAUGUAAAAUGCGGUCGAACGUAUUUUGCAUCGACGAUGUCGAACGAGAUUCUGCUUCGAAGAAUGUACAGCCGCGGAAUUGUUCAGAAUGACAACGUCGAGUUGAUCGAUUGCCAGAGUGAAAUGCUCGCGAGAUGGCCGUUUCUUGAAACCGAAGAUAUUCAACUUGCGCUAUUUUCACCCGAAGACGUUGCGUUAGACGCCGUCGCUCUUAGUCAACAAUUAGCAGAAGUUGCGAAAGAACACGGCGCGAAAAUAUUCGAGAAUUGUCCGGUUACCGACGUCCAUCUAGGAGAUGAACGGCAAGUAUAUGGUGUCGAUACCAAAAACGGAUUUGUCGAGACUUCGCAUUUCGUUGAUGCUGCUGGAAUUUGGGCUGGAACAGUUUUGUGCAAGUCUUUACCCCAUCAGCACAUUCAAACCGCCACCUAUCCUUGUACAUAUACGUAUAUACACACUUCGAAGUUACCCACUGGAGCUGUUAGUGAUCUUACACCAAUUUUCAACGAUUUGGAUGGAAAUGUGAUGAUGCGAGCCACUUCGUUCAAAACGCUUUGCGCUGGCUUCGCUGAGCAGAGCAUUCGACCAUUGGCUCGACAGUCGGACAACACGACACCUUGGCAUCAACCAGAACCGGACUGGGCUAAAUUUGAUAAAAAUCUCGAAAAGCUGAUUCACCGAUGCGGAAUGCUCGGAGAAGUCAAUCACGGUGAUCUGAUUUGUGGAAUGGAGUCUUAUACACCGGAUAAGCUACCGACAAUUGGAGAAAGUAGUCAGGCGAAAGGUUACUAUGUGAUGUGUGGCAUGAACGGACAAGGACUCUCUUUGGCCGGAGGACUCGCUAAACUCUUGUCUGAGAUCAUUUGCGAUGGUGUUGCUAAGACCGCCGAUGUAACUCGAGUUGAUGUUGGAAGAUUCAUUGAUCUUCACGCGAAUAGCCAAUAUCUCAUCGAACGGACUCCGGAAAUCGCUGCUCAAACUUAUAUGAAUCUAUAUUCUUCACAUCAAUGUCAUACUGCGAGAAAUUUGCGAAUGGCGCCGAUAUAUCACCAAUUGAGGGAUGCUGGUGCUGUUUUUGGCGAAAUUAUGGGUUACGAAAGGCCGCUAUGGUUUGAAAAAUCGCCAAAACCUGGAAGGAAUGCUCUUCUGCAAGGUCAGGAUGCACUCAUUGGAAAACCGGAGUGGUUUGACAGAGUUUCGAGUGAGUAUGAGGCUUGUCGCGAACGAGUCGGACUCAUCGACAUGAGCAGCUUCAGCAAAUACGAUAUAACGGGUCCCGACUCGGUGAAAUUCCUACAGUACCUGUGUUCGGCAAAUGUCGAUGAGCCUGUGGGAACAACCGUUUACACGGGAAUGCAACACAAAAUGGGAGGAUAUGUGACGGAUUGUACCUUGAGCAGACUCGGAGAGAACAAAUUCUUCAUGGUUGCUCCGACAAUUCAGCAAGAACGGUGUCUUGUUUGGAUGAAAAAAUGGAUCGAUCGAAUGGGAGUCAAAGUUCACGUGCAGGAUGUGACCGGCGCCUAUACCGCGCUUGAUUUGAUCGGACCUUCCUCGAGAUAUUUGAUGAGCGAUGUCACCGGAUUGGCGAUGUCGACUGCUGAAUUCCCAACAUUCCGUUGUCAAGAAAUCAACAUUGGAAUGGCUACGGGAAUUCGUGCAAUAAGUGUGACUCAUUGUGGUGAACUCGGAUGGGUCAUUUAUAUACCAAAUGAGGUCGCUCAAAAUGUGUACGAGAAGGUGCUCGACGCCGGCCAGGAAUACAGUCUGCAGCAUGCAGGAUAUUAUACACUUCGUCAGUUGAGAAUUGAGAAAUUCUACGUAUACUGGGGACAGGAUAUCAAUGCAACGGUGACGCCGGUUGAAUGCGGAAGAAUGUUCCGAGUUGAUUUUAAGAAAGACUUUAUUGGAAAACAAGCAUUGCUCGAGCAGGUCGAGAAAGGGGUCUCGAAGCGAUUUGUACAGUUGCUCAUUGAUAGUCACGAUAAGGAAACGGAUCCGUGGCCACAGGGUGGAGAGACUUUAUAUAGAGACGGAAGGCCUUGUGGAUUGACGACGUCAGCGGCAUACGGAUUCACGCUUGGAUGCCAAGUGUGCAUCGCAUUCAUCGAAAAUAAGGAAUUCGGAGUGUCUGCCGAUUUCAUUAAUCGCGGAACUUAUGAGCUCGACAUUGCUGGAAAACGAUUCCCGUGUCGUGUGAAUUUGCACUCGCCGACGCUUCCGAUGAUUUCGUCCGAACAUCCGCUACAUUAUCGGCCGACACAAUAA